Thyridium curvatum is the source of this 2802-nucleotide messenger RNA. RefSeq lists its product as uncharacterized. The coding region runs from base 1 to 2802 and encodes 933 amino acids. The transcript has 3 exons. Gene Ontology annotation, cellular component: GATOR1 complex. Gene Ontology annotation, biological process: negative regulation of TORC1 signaling; cellular response to amino acid starvation; TORC1 signaling. The record is from RefSeq and is a predicted model, not a curated record. Lineage: Eukaryota; Fungi; Ascomycota; Sordariomycetes; Thyridiales; Thyridiaceae.
AUGGCUCUACCCGUCCUGCCCAGCCCGGACAACUUCCUCGGCGUGGCUCUCGUUAUCAACAGAUCCCGCGAUGGGCCUCGCUUCGUCUUCCACUACCCGCCUCACGUCCUGCCCGUGCAGGACCACCCCGCCAAGCAGGACGGCGAUGAUGACCUGGAGGACGACGACGACAUAUUCGCCGACAGGCGCACGUCCCGCUCGGCCAUGGAUGUGACCGGCGCCUCGGGCAUGCCCAACCUCGCCGACCUGGCCCAGUGGAACCAGGACGACCACUUCAUCACCGAGGGCGGCUCGCAGCUCGUGCCCUGGGAGUAUGUCGCCGGCUUCCCGACCAAGGACCUGGAGAACAUCCUCACCCCGGCCAGGGCGUACCACAAGACCCUCUUCCAGAUCUCCCUGGACCCCAUCUACUGCGUCUCUUACCCCAUCCACGUGCCGGAGAACGGCAUAUGGAAGAAGAGAUCCAAGAAGAAGGAGAAGAAACAGCGGGAGAAGCAAAAGGCAAAGGAGUCCAAGGAGUCCAAGAGGGAGGAUGUCGUGGACGGCGGAGAGCCAAAAUCUGCCGAUGCCGAUGCCAACCCUCAAGAUGAAGAGACCACAAAGGCCGAUGAGGUCGACGACGUCGACGUCAAGGACAUGGCCAAGUCUGCCACCGAAGAGGAGGACAAGGUCAGCUCCAUGAACAUGUUCAACCUCGUCUUCAUCCUCAACCCCAGAAAGCACGAGGCCAAGGAGCUCGUCGACACGAUGUACACCCACAUCAUCAAAAAGGUCAACAAGGCCUACAAGUACUGCCAGCAGAGAAGCGACUUUGUCUGGAAAGAGUCUAAGCGGAUCCUAACACUGAAGGAUAAGGCCCGAGAAGACAAACGGAGGAUGUCUUCGUUGUGGAAUGAGAUCCUCGCGACUUCGUCGCUGGCAGCUUCGAUGCAGGACAUCUACGAGGCCAUAUCUCAGAACAAGAUUGCCGCCUUGCAACUGGAGACACCCGAAGGCACUGUCACUCCUUCAGUGCAAAUCCCGGUUCCCUUUCACAUUGCAGAUCUCCCUCAGCUAGGGGAGGAGGACGGCCAGCGCGGCCUCUGGAUCACGACUGCAAACUCCUUCACGAGCGAAGACACCGUCGACGAGCCAGGCUUCCUCGACAAGAACUUCGCUCUGCUCCUGAUGUACGACGAAAAGAAGAUCGUCUCCGAGCUCCAGUCUGACCAAGACGAUUUCACCACCUCGAGGAUGAUCGAGUUUGUCAAGCACAGCAAACCAAACAUGUCUUGCCUCGCUGACAUCACACACCCCCCUUCCCCCACCCCAAGGUUCCACCAAGUCGCCCAGCAGACGAGCAACGUCCUCACCCUCGGCGAGGUCCGCAAGUACGCGCAGCACUUCAUCUUCUGGCGGCGGGCCAUCGCCAUCCCGCCCCUGCACGCCCGCGACAUCUACAUCCUCUCGCCCAACUGCGACAUGGCCCAGCUGCCCCGGGCCGCGGUCGAGUGGGGCCGCGCCUUCCCCUUCGCCCCGACCCUGCCCCAGUUCCUCUCGGACCUGUCCGUCGCCCCGCGCCAGUACAAGUUCUUCUGCCCGGCCAAGAGCUACCGGCCCGACUACCUGCGCAUGCUGGCCUGGCUCGUGCGCGGCGGCUGGGUCACGCAGCUGUGCACGUUUGCCUACGUCGUCGUCUGGCCCGAGAUCAUCUAUGAAGUUGGGUACGCCCUCGAGGCCGAGGAGCUGGCCAAGGCCAAGAGGGUGCAGCUCGAGCGGGAGCGGCAGGAGGAGGAGGAGGAGGAGGCGGAAGAAGAGCACGACGAUGAGGACGACGACCACCGCCGGCGUAGCAGUGGCCGGCGGCACAACAACAGCGAGGAGGAGGACAACGCGGACGGCGACAGCAGCGCGGGAGGAGGAGGAGAAGCACAAGAAGACCUCCGCUCCUCGACCGCGACCAUCAAGUCCCGCCCCCGCGGGCCGAGCGACCUCUCCGACUCCGCCGCCGAACCACACCUUCCUCCCCUCGCCACCCCAUCCCCGCUCUCCCCGUCCGCCUCCCAGGUCUCCCUCCUCUCGCCCACGUCCCCCUCCUCCUCCUCCCUCAGGUCCCCGGCCGCAAGCACCUCCAACCUCUCCACGACCUCCUCGUCCCUGGCGCACCUCGCCGCCAGCGCCGCCAGCGCCUCCCUAUCCGCAGAGCAUCCUUCCGCCAAGCAGCCGCAGCCGCAGCCCACGCCCGCCCAGGCGGCCGCCGAGAAGGCCCGCCGCGCCCGCAUCGCCGACAAGGCCGCCCGCGAGCUCGCCGAGCGCGCCACCGCCCACGCCCGCAAGCAGCCGCCCCUCGCGACCGCGCACCCGGCCGUCAACGCCGCCGCCCACCUCGCCGGCCUGCAGCCGCACCUCAUCCUCGACGCCAAGAAGGCCACCGGCAUGGACAGCCUGUACCUCAGCGCCAUAGGGCGGCGGCUGCGCAACCGGGGCGAGCUCCUGGCGGCGGCGGCUGCACAGGCACAGGCACAGGCGCAGGCUGCGGCGCAGGCGCAGGCUGCUGGCGGUGAAGGUGGAGGUGGAGGUGGAGGUGGGAGUGCGAACGGAGCUCCUGCUGCUGGUGCUCAGCAUGCGGCGGCGACAGCGACGUCCUCCACCACGAAAGAGUGGGACGAGAGGGUGGCCAAGGCGUGGCCCGUGUUCUGCAAGUACUUCAACGGCCGGUCCGCGCUCGAGAGGGUCGCGCUGCAGGAGGACAUGAAGAGGAAGGAGGCGUGGAACCUGCUCAUGGCCAUGAGCGAGUACCUGCUGUGUGUGAGGCACUGGUGA